Molecule: messenger RNA, 798 nt
Organism: Closterium sp. NIES-67
Lineage: Eukaryota; Viridiplantae; Streptophyta; Zygnematophyceae; Desmidiales; Closteriaceae
Source: the annotation of a GenBank genome assembly
CUAGUGACUAGAAACUAGCCAGCAUACGAGGUUUCUCACGCGCGUAGCCAAGCCUAGACGAAACUGCGUGCCAUAAGGAAUGAUAGGGAUUAUGACGCAGAUCCGCGACGACCGGCUAAGCAUAGCAAACCGCGCAUAAUUCACCCCGAGGGACGAAGUGACGUGGGAGCAGGGACAGAGAGACGCGAUAGCAGGGACGGAGAGACGCGAUAGCAGGGACGGAGUGACGCGACAGAAACUACCAAGUGACGCUAUAGCACAAAGUGGCUGAGGCGAAAGCAGGGAGGAAGCAGCGAGGGCAGGGGAGGGAGAGCGGAGGAGGGAGUGAGGCAUGAGAGCAGGAGGGUAGGGAGGGCGGAAGGUAAGGAGGGCAGGAAGGUAAGGAGGGCAGGAAGGUAAGGAGGCAGGUUGCAGCUGCCCGCUUCCCGCCUCCCGCCACGUCCUGCUGCCUACUUCUAGCUUCCCGCUUUCCCGCUCCCCGCUGCGGCCCGCUAAUGGCUUGCCUCUCCCGCACCGUGCUUCCCUGCUGCUUCCCGACUGCCCGCUCCGCCCUUCCCUGCUCGGGUUUUGCAUUGGAAGGGUUUGUGUGGGCCUGGAUAUGGUGCCAUUCCAACUGCAUCCAUCAUGGCCGUCUGACUUCUCACCAUUACACAACGGCCCUCGAACCAUGCUUCAUGCUUGGUGGUUUCGGGUUGUCAUGCGAAGCUGACCACCUUAUGUUCAUGCAUGUCGAUGAUGUGCCUGUGUGUCACACUGUGUAAGACUAAUGACCCACAUUAGGUUAUGUUGUGAAAUUAU